AUGCGUGGAUCGUUGAUUUCAGCACCAUUUCUUAGUUAUUUACUAAAAUAAAAAACAAAUAUCAGAGUAGCAAAUGUAAUCAUGACAGAGUAACCUCUAAAUAAGAAAGGCAAUAUAGAGUUGUCUUAGAAGCUAUGUGAGUAUAAUUAUGUUCAUAAUAACAAGUAACUAAUCAGUACUUAAUUUGUGUGAUAUCACUGCUUAACUAAAACCAGUACCUAGAUUAUUACCAUAAUAAUAAUAGUUUGAUUAGUUUGUCAAAGAAUAUUAAUUUGAUUAGUCAACCCCUAUUGUUUUCUUUGAUCAGCACAUUCUUUUAGCUGCCAGAGCUUGGUUCACAUUUAAAUAUUUUGGAUUCAAUAAAGUAUUUGUUUUAGAUGGGGGAUAUUAAAAAUGGUUGAAUCAUUAACCAGCUGAAUUUUAGGAGCAUGAAAUCUGUAUAUUAAAAUUUCAAUAAAUUAGAGGAACAACCAAAAUUUUAAGGUAAAGUCAUAAAUACUUCUGAAGUAACUGCAAUUUCAUAAUUAAAAUAUUAAUAAGAUCCAAAAGGAGAUGAUUGGGCAAUAAUAGAUACUCGUGAUUCUAAUAGAUUUAAAAAAGGAUCAAUACCUGGAUCUAUAAAUAUAGAAUUCUCAGAAUAUCUAAAUAAAGAUAAAACUAUGAAAUCUGAUGAAGAUUUAAAGAAUGUAUAUAAAAAGAAUGGAAUCGAUUUAAAUAAAACAAGAAUAAUUAAUACAUGCUAAACAGCCAAAUUAGCUUGUAUAGCUAUAAUUGCUGAAGAACUAUUGAAAACCAAAUAGUAAAUUAUUUAUGAAACUUAGAUAAAUUUUAUAUGAUGGUUCUUUAGAAGACUGGAAAUUGUAGAAUUAAAUUAAAUGA
This is a messenger RNA of Paramecium pentaurelia, 879 nucleotides long. The record is from the annotation of a GenBank genome assembly. Lineage: Eukaryota; Ciliophora; Oligohymenophorea; Peniculida; Parameciidae.